UACUGCCAGUGGAGUGAACUGGAUCCAGCCAAAACCACCGCCCAAUGCGGCGAGCCCUUCUCGCACGAUUCGGAAAGAAGAGAGAAAAAAAAAAAAACAAACACUAUAGGGUUCCACUUCGAUCAGAUCGAGCGCGGCUCCCUCCCAUGAUCUGAGCUCCAAGUCGCGGCAAUGCGGGUCACAGAUCAUCCCCUCUUCUUCUUCAUCGUUCUCGCCUCCUUCCUCGCGCUCUUGGGCCGAUCCAGCGCGCAGUGGAAGCCACAGGAUGUGUUUAGGAUCAGCUGUGGGGAAUCGCGCAGCGACAUCGAUGGCAAUGGCCUGGAAUGGACGCCCGAUGCCGAGAAUCCCAGGCUUGUUGCCGGCGGCACGCCGACCAACAGUACGCGCGGUACGAGCGGUACCUCCGUCCCAUACCGCGCGGCACGGGUAUUCACCAGCCCGGCAAGCUAUAGCUUCUCCAUCAGCCCGGGACGGCAUUGGGUCCGCCUCCACUUCGCCCCUCUCGCGGACGCCUCCUCGCGUGCGCGCUUCUCGGUCGCGAUUGGAUCGCGGCUGCUCGUCGCGAACUCCAGCAUCGCGGAAGACAUUGCCGCCGGCAAUGGAUCGAGCCCGGUGGUGAGGGAGUUCACGAUCCACACCAGCGGCACCGCCGUCGCCGUCACGCUCACCCCCAGCGCCUCCUUCAUCGCCUUCGUCAGCGGCAUCGAGCUCAUCUCCAUGGCGCGCGACGCGCUGUCGCCCAGCGUCGUGGAGAUCUCGCCCGAGGCCAGCGAGAGCCGGCAAGUGGAGAUCGCCGGGAUCCUGGCGCGCACGCUCUACCGCCUCAAUGUGGGCGGGGACCUCAUCGCCCCGGGCAACGAUUCCUCCUCCCAGGCCCGGACGUGGCUGCCGGACGAGCCCUUCCUCCAAGGAGUCGCGCGAGGGGUGCCCGUGCCGCCGGCUGUACCGGACAUCGUCUACCCGGCCACGGUGCCCGAGUACAUUGCGCCGCGCGGCGUCUACGGUACCGCGCGGUCCCUGGGCGGCUCCAACACCGUCACAAACGCGUUUAACAUCUCGUGGGCGUUCUCGGUCGCGCCCGGCUAUGCCCACUACGUCCGCCUCCACUUCGCGGAGCUCGUCUACAGCUCUCCAAUGCAAAGGAUCUUCAGCGUUUACAUCAACAACCGGACAGCCAUCCGAGCUCUAGAUUUGAUCCAGCAAACCGGCGCCGCCAACACUCCCUACUACCGAGAUUUCCUGGUUCUUCCAGUGGACGGGCUCGCUAACCUCCGGCUCCAAGUCGGGCCUCUCACCGGAUCGAACAGCCAGGUCCAGGACGCGAUUCUAAACGGCGUGGAGAUCUUCCGGCUCAACGACUCGUCCGGGAGCGUGGAUGGGCUGGCUGUGGUGCCGCGGAGCUCGGACAGUGGCGGUAACGGAGGCCACCACCUCGGUGUGAUAAUCGGCUGCGUCGCUGGCGGGGUGUUCGCGCUGGUGGCGAUCGCGCUCGCGAUUUGUUUCUUCUUCCGCUGCUGCAAAGGUGGCGGGAAGAAGCCGAGCACUUCGUCCUGGCAAGCUUUGGGAAAUGGCCACCCCCACCACCACCACCAUGCUUUCUCGCUCACCACGCUCGGCUCCACGAUGGGAGCCGGCUCGCCCAGGAGCGCCGCCGGGAGCUACUACAAUGCCGGCUCGGCUGCCAGCGCCGGAGGCCACGGCCGCUACUUCACGCUCCAGGAGAUCGCCGAGGCCACGAACAGCUUCGACGAGACAAGGCUCCUCGGCGUGGGAGGAUUCGGUCGCGUCUACAAGGGCGAGAUCGACAAUGGCACGCUGGAGGUGGCGGUGAAGCGCGGCAACCCGAGGUCGGAGCAAGGCAUAGCCGAGUUCCAGGCGGAGAUCGGGCUCCUAUCGAAGCUCCGCCACCGCCACCUUGUCUCUCUCAUCGGAUACUGCGACGAGCAGUCGGAGAUGAUCCUGGUCUACGAGUACAUGGCCCGAGGGCCUCUCCGCGGCCAUCUCUACGGCACGGAGGAUCUCCAGCCGCUACCCUGGCGGCACCGGCUGGAGAUCCUGGUCGGGGCGGCGCGGGGAUUGCACUACCUCCACACCGGAGCCGCGAUCAUCCACCGGGACGUGAAGACCACCAACAUCCUUCUAGACGAGCAUCUGGUGGCGAAAGUGUCCGACUUUGGGCUGUCCAAGACGGGGCCGAUGCUGGAUCAAACGCACGUCUCCACGGCCGUGAAGGGGAGCUUCGGGUACCUGGAUCCGGAGUACUUCCGGCGGCAGCAGCUCACGGACAAGUCGGACGUGUACAGCUUUGGAGUGGUGAUGGUGGAGGUGAUGUGCGCGCGUCCCGCCAUCGAUCCGGCGCUGCCAAGAGAGCAAGUUAACAUCGCCGAGUGGGCGAUGAGCGCGCAGCGCAGCGGGAGGCUGGAGGAGAUACUGGACCCGACGCUGCGGAGGCCCGGGAGCGACGAGGACGCGGACAUGGCGUCGGUGAGGAAAGUUGGCGAGACCGCGGACAAGUGCUUGCAAGAGAAUGGCGUCCAGAGGCCGAGCAUGGGCGAUGUGCUGUGGAACCUCGAGUCGGCGCUGCACAUCCAGGAGGCCGCGCAGAGGAGAUUUGGACGUGAGAAUGGUGGUGGUGGUGGCGAUGCUGGCGGUGGAGUAGCGGCGCCGGCGGCUGGGGCGGUGGAGAAUGGUGGUGCUACUUCUAGUGUUCCAAUCAGCGCUCGUCAAGCGCCUGGGCAAGCUUCUAACGAGAGCCAGCGAACCACGAGCGAAGUUACUGACGAUUACUACGAUGGCUACUCGGAGGACGCCUCCGCCAGCGCGGUCUUCUCCCAGCUCGUCAAUCCUCAAGGAAGAUAAGUUCUAGCCAUGUGGAUUUUUGUUUUUUCUUCUAUUCUUUGGAGCUUCCAAAUGCUCACUACUUACAAUUUUUCAUGAAACUCGCAUUUAUUCGUAGCGGAU
This is a messenger RNA of Selaginella moellendorffii, 2961 nucleotides long. RefSeq names its product receptor-like protein kinase THESEUS 1. The coding region runs from base 172 to 2859 and encodes 895 amino acids. The transcript is spliced from 2 exons. Gene Ontology annotation, molecular function: transmembrane receptor protein tyrosine kinase activity; ATP binding. Gene Ontology annotation, cellular component: plasma membrane; plasmodesma. The record is from RefSeq and is a predicted model, not a curated record. Gene Ontology annotation, biological process: protein autophosphorylation. Lineage: Eukaryota; Viridiplantae; Streptophyta; Lycopodiopsida; Selaginellales; Selaginellaceae.